AUGGCCUUUGCAGCUUCCCUGGCCAAGCUCCAAGCAGAGGCCAGCUGUCCCAUCUGCCUGGAUUACCUGAGAGACCCAGUGACCAUUGCCUGUGGGCACAACUUUUGUCCCUCCUGCAUCCACCAGCGCUGGGAAGGUCUACAGGGCACCUUUCCCUGUCCUGUCUGCCUCCACCACUGCCCUGACAGGAUCUUGUAGAGGAACACCCAUUUAUGUCACAUGAUUGAGAUUGUUAAGCAGAUCCCCACCUCAGGGAGCCAGAGGAAAUUGCAGGAAGAAAUACCCCUGUGUGGGAAGCACAAUCAGGUUCUGACCCUGUUCUGUGAGAAAAGCCUGGAGCUGCUGUGUCCCCAGUGCAGGGACCCCUUAGACCCCCAGGAUCUGCCCCUGAUCCCCAUUGAGGAAGCAGCAACUAGUCAGAGAGGGAUGCUCAAAAGGCACAUUGGGGUCCUCACUAACAGCCUUGAAAGUGAUGAAACUGUAUAUAAAAAGCAAGUUGCAAAUACUUGGGAAGUAAAGAGAAAGAUGAAAAAAUGGAGGGAGGAAUUGGACUAUGAAUGUAACGAACUUAAGUUUUUAUUGGAAAGAGAGCGAGAUGAAAUUGAUAACGAUCUGCCUAUAGAAGAGAAUGAUGUUGAAGAAAAUCUAAUUGAAAACGGAAAGCAAAUUUCAUACCAUAUGUUCAGGUUAAACAUUCUGUUAAGUGAAAUAGAAGAGAAGUGUUUGCAGACAGGCCUGGGUUUACUCACAGGCAUUGAAAGCAUCCACAACAGCUAUGGAAACAUAGAGACCCCAGCAAUGUUUUCAUAUGAAUUAAAGAGGAGUUGCUGUCUCCCCCCACACUACUUGGGCCUGCAUAAAAUGAUCCGCGUGUUUCACGUAGAUUUGACCCUGGAUCCUGAAACUGUCCAUUCAAGUCUCAUUAUCUCAAGAGAUAGAAAAAGUGUGACCUAUAGGAGACCAGAUGGUCUUCCUAAUCCCCAGGCAUGCACUUCUUCCCCGGCUGUCCUGAGUUCUGAAGGCUUUGAUGCUGGCAGGCGUUUUUGGCAGGUAGCAAUAGGAGGCACAGGUGAUUGUUUCUUAGGUGUGUGUAAAGAAUCCAUCCUCAGAAAUACUCUCAGAUCACCAUCCCCAAGCAAUGGAUGCUGGCAGUAUCAGCAGAAAACUAAUUUACUCCACAUUUUCUGUGCAGGGCAACGUAAGAUUGGCGUUUUUCUGGACUAUGAGUUGGGAGAGGUUUCAUUUUACAAUUUGAAUAGCAGGUCAUUCUUGGAUGGAUUCCGUGAUACCUUUACAGAGAAACUGAGGCCUUAUUUCUCCAUUGGACCUUCUUCAGAAUCCCUUACAAUCAGAGUGAAGUGAUGAACAACUUGGGGGGAAUUUUGUUUGCUUAUUUUCUUCCCUUUUUAUUGAAAGGAAUACUUAGCAUCAAAAUCCUGAUUCCUCUUUUGAUGUUUGAAUGUUGAAAGCGUUAUGGACUCACCCUUCUCUCCUCCCUGACCUUACACCUGGGAAAGCUAAUGAGAAAGUCCAGGUGCUCCAUCCUUGGGCGCAGGUGGGAAGUUCCAAUCAAGCAAGUUUCCAUCAGUGUCAGCAGGCUCCCAACAACAGCACCCAGUAACCAACAUGAACACCAUAAGCUAGU
Messenger RNA from Myotis daubentonii (Daubenton's bat), 1645 nucleotides. Its product is annotated as tripartite motif-containing protein 60-like. Gene Ontology annotation, molecular function: protein binding. The record is from RefSeq and is a predicted model, not a curated record. NCBI's taxonomy places the organism in Eukaryota, Metazoa, Chordata, Mammalia, Chiroptera, Vespertilionidae.